GCUGUGGAUUGUUUGUUGUGAGUGGAUGUGAUUUUCCGUGCGCUGUCGUCUUUAAUUUAUUCCCUGUAUUUCCAAUUUGUCUCCAUUUAUUUGACUUAUGCACCUGUAGUAUUCAUCACACGACUAACUACUGAAGACGUGAUUACAGAGCAAGCGGAAAGAUGACCUCGAAUGUUGUGGAGUUUUAUCGUGGGAAGAGUCUCUUCAUCACCGGCGGCACGGGAUUUCUGGGCAUAGCCCUCAUCGAGAAACUCCUGCGAUCGUGUCCGGAUGUGGGACAAAUCUAUCUGCUCAUGCGACCGAAGAGGGGAAAAUCCAUUGAGCAACGUCUCGAAGAGUUGUGCAAAAAUACCAUCUUCGAAACUCUGCUAGAGAAGACGAGCUCUGACAUCUUCAAGAAGCUCAUUCCGGUGUCUGGCGAUGUUGGUGAUGAAGAUCUGGGCCUUUCUCCAGCUGAUCGUCAGCGGUUGAUUGAGAAUGUGAACAUUGUGUUCCACUCGGCGGCAACACUUGACUUUCAGGCGUCUCUCAAGCCCACCGUCAACAUCAACUUGCUGGGAACACGACGAGUUAUGGAGCUGUGUCAACAAAUUAGGAAUAUGAAGGCGAUGGUGCAUGUUUCGAGUGCUUACGUGAACUCUUUCUUGCUGGAGACUCACGAGAAAUUGUAUCCUGCUCCGGAGAUUGCCCAGAAAGUGAUUGAUUUGGCGCAAACACUGAAUGACGAUGCUAUUGAGGAGUUGACGCCGGGAUUGCUCAAGGAUCACCCGAACACGUACACAUUCACGAAGCACUUGGCUGAGCACGAGGUGAAUCAGUGUGCAGGGAAGUUUCCCUGUGGCAUCGUGAGGCCCAGCAUGAUCACGGCGGCUUGGAAGGAGCCAGUGCCGGGGUGGACCAAUUCCAAGAAUGGACCCCAAGGCUUCCUCAUGGGCGCGUCGAAGGGUGUGAUCAGACGUCUGCCGGUCGGCCUGGAUCUCGUCUAUGACUACAUUCCCGUGGAUGUGGUGGUGAAUCAACUGAUUGUCGUGGCGGAGGAGAUUGGGAGGAAGAAUUCUGGAGAAACGUCGGUUUACCACUGCACCUCGAGCACAUACAAUCCCUUCCGGUGGGCGAGUGUGGCGAAGAAGGUGAAUGGAUUCUUGCACAAGUACCCACUGAAGUCGGCCGUGUGGUAUCCUCACUUGAAGUUCGUCCAGAGUCUGUUGCUCUUCAAGAUAUCUGCGCUAUUUGUCCACUUCCUUCCAGCCCUCAUUCUCGAUGGGAUCACGAAAAUAGCUGGAGGAAGGCCAAUUCUCAUGCGUCUUCACACAAAUGUUUGGGACUCUUUGAAGCGUCUGGAGAAGUUUAUCUUCACAGAGUGGAAAUUCCACAACACUCGCUCGCUGGAAUUAAGUAAAUCCUUAUCACCGAUAGACAAGCAGAUGUUCAACAUUGAUAUCGUCACUCUGGUGUGGGAAGAUUACUUCGUGAAUCUCACUCAAGGUGUUCGUCGAUAUCUCAAUAAUGAGCAACCAAAAUCUCUGCCUCAGGCAAGGAAGAAGGACACAAUACUGCUAUUUAUCCAUUUGGGAUUGCAACUCCUCAUUCACUGCGGAGUUUGGUGGUUCGUGGCAUCUCUGCUGGGACUGCCCAUGAGCAAAUGCCCUUUCAUUGUGCCCCUGUCCUACGUUCUAACAGGAUUCCUCUAACUUUGAGGCACACAGCCCAGGCUUGAGGGAUCUUCUCUCGAAUUCUACUUCAAUUUUACCUACUGUAUUCCACGUCGCUUUCCAUUUCUCACAAUUUUUCAUUAAUAUUUUUCUCAUGAUAUUAUUUUGUAUACGUAAAGAAUAAAACUCCUUUGGUGUUGU
Phlebotomus argentipes is the source of this 1853-nucleotide messenger RNA. RefSeq names its product putative fatty acyl-CoA reductase CG8306. Gene Ontology annotation, molecular function: alcohol-forming very long-chain fatty acyl-CoA reductase (NADP+) activity. Gene Ontology annotation, biological process: long-chain fatty-acyl-CoA metabolic process. Lineage: Eukaryota; Metazoa; Arthropoda; Insecta; Diptera; Psychodidae. The coding region runs from base 162 to 1691 and encodes 509 amino acids. The transcript is spliced from 5 exons. The record is from RefSeq and is a predicted model, not a curated record. Gene Ontology annotation, cellular component: peroxisome.